This is a messenger RNA of Balaenoptera acutorostrata (minke whale), 1291 nucleotides long. Its product is annotated as basic salivary proline-rich protein 2-like. The transcript is spliced from 3 exons. NCBI's taxonomy places the organism in Eukaryota, Metazoa, Chordata, Mammalia, Artiodactyla, Balaenopteridae. The coding region runs from base 16 to 261 and encodes 81 amino acids. The record is from RefSeq and is a predicted model, not a curated record.
CACACUGCCUCCAAGAUGUCAGCUAAAGACAUAGAGAGCGGGGGAGGAGAUGCCACUGACCCCUUCCGGCCGGAAUCCCCCUCUGAUGAGGAGGAUGAACCUUCCCAGUCAUCCAACCAGGCCUCUGAUGGUUCUCCUGGCAAGCCACCACAGGGGCCACCCCAGGGGCCAGAUGGAUCUGGCUCUGACCCCAGAGACCCACCCAAGGAUGGAGGCAGCAAUUUCUCCCAUAAAGCAGGAACUGCCGUACAUUUUCCAUAGAGGUGAUGGUGACUAGGGUGGCAGUGGUGGAGCCAGAGACAGAUUGGAGUCAUGCAGCCACAAGCCAAGGAUUGUUGGCAACCCCUAGACAAUGAUGCUAGAAAGAGGCAAGGAAGGAUCCUCCCCUAGAGCUUUCAGAGAGAGCCUGGCCCUGCCUACACCUUGAUUUUAGACUUCUGACCUCCAGAACUGUGAGGGACCAUGAGAGAAUCAACACAGUUUGUGGUAGUUAAUUACAGCAGCCUCAGGAAACUAAUACGGGCAGACCUCAUUUUAUCGUACUUUGCAGAUACUGCGUUUUUUACAAGUUGAAGGUUUGUAGCAACCUAGCAUUGGCAGAUAUUGGUUCACAUUUUUAGCAAUAAAGUAUUUUUAAAUUAAGGUAUACUCCGUGUCUUUUUAAACAAAAGGCUAUUGCACAUUUAGUAGACUACAGUAUGGUAUAAACAUAACUUUUAUAUGCUGUGGAAACCAAAAACUUCACGUGAUAUUCGCUUUCUUGCGGUGGUCUGGAACCGACCCCUCAGUAUCUCUGAGGUGUCCCUGGACAGAGAUUGAAAAUCCCAUUGUGGUUGAAGGCUGCAUUAGAGUCAGAGUCUAUACAAGGAGGAGGUGGGAGUCUCUAGGGGGGUGCUGGACAUUGGUAAUAGAAAGGGGGCAGUUUCUGUUAGUGACAGGGUCUAGGGCAGCACCGUCCAAUACACCUUUCUGCGGUGGUAAGCAUGCUCUCUGCGUGAUCCAGUAUGGUAGCCACUAGCCACGUGUGACUGUCGAGUCCCUGAAAUGUGGGCCGUGGGACUGAGGACCUGAGUUUUAAAUUUUAUUUCAUUUUAAUUAACUAAGAUUUAAAUAGCACACAUGGCUAGUGGUUCCUAUAGUGGCCAGCAUGGGCCUAGUGUAUGACCUUGGGUGUGUGUGGCAGAGAGUUCAAGAUCUUUGGAAGUGAGGCAUGAGAACUUCAAGGCCAGUUUGUUGGAAAUAUCAUCUGUGCAGAAACGGAAACCCUCAAGACAGGUCAGGGGUACUGAUG